AUGGCCCAAAUCAGUAUCAAACCCUCCGAGCCAAAUGUUUGUGCUCUCCUCAACAAAAUUCCUAGAGAGAAUCGCGAUGAAAUCUGGCGACUCAUCUUUGUGAGACCGGUUGCGAUCGUCCCAAGGAUUCGCAAACGAGAGUACCUAUUUGCAACAGGGAGCGAAGCCGAAGGUCACAAGCAUUGUAGGUAUCAACGAAAAUACAGUUACAGCUGGGUCCAGGCGCAGGCGCCAGCUCCAGAGACCUAUUUUGGUGGUAACACCAUCAGUCGAGAGAUCGCAUGGACUACGAACCCUACCCGCGAGCAGCUCAAACUUAUUCAAAGUGGAGGCGAAGAAUUCACGAUCAAUGAUUCCCCGGAGUCUGGUCAACAGAUUAAGUGCGCUGUGCAUCAUCGAGAUGGAUAUGGUCCUCAAGUCAUAAACAAGGCCGGUUUUGAAUUACACCCGUUUGGCCGUUGUGUCAGUAUUAUGCGAGUGUGCAAACAGAUCGAGCAAGAGUGCACUGUAAUCCUUUACAGGGAGAACAAAUAUGAGUUUGAUAUAGCGGACUGUCAUAGGAUGCACCAGCUAAAGACCCCAUGGAAUGUCCCCGGAUUUCCUCUAUUUGAGGAAUCACCCAGUAAGGCCACGAUUAGUCUCGCUGUUGAGAAACUUUUCGACUUGGAAUGCUAUCAGCCAGCGUUCAUUGCAAAAGAUCCGUUCGUUCGUUUUAUGGCGUACAUUGGACGCAAGAAUGCUUCAAUAUUGAGAGAUAUUAGGUUUGACGGAGUAUUCACACUUACUCUUGGGACACGUGGCGAAAGAAACUCGGCGCUCGGGUUUGGAGCAAUUCUGCCUAUGUAUACGCUCAUCAUAGCGGAGGUGUGUCCCAAAAUACGCAAGCUCACCUUGCAUCAGUGCCCUUUCUUCUUUGACUCCCCCAACAGAAGUGCCGAAAAGGAGAAAGAGGUGGGGUAUGACUACGGUAUGAUGUAUAAUAUUGUAGGUGAAGUGGUUCUCGGUCUACCAAAUCUCCAGCAACUUCAACUGGGCGCUUACUACCAACCUCCAAAUGCUGGUCCAUCUGAGUGGUUUGUAGAUCAUACAUACGGGUGGGGAAAGUCGAUCCAAUGGAUGAAGUUUGUCGACGAGCGAUGUUCCAACCAGCUAUAUACAUCAUGUCUUACAAUACCAAGCAGUUUGACGAAUAAUAAUGUCGGGCAAGCUCAUGUUCCAAUCCGGCGUGGUAAUUAUAGUCGCUACAAAGAUUCGCUAGAACACGAACGUCCAGGUAGUUACGGUACCAGCACUUGCACCUGGACUGUCACCCUUUGCCCAUCUCAAGCAAAUCCAGGCUCUACUGGAAAUUCGCCAAGGGAUCAUGAUCAUCGAAAAGAUCAAUAUGGAUUACUGCCAGAGAAGUCUGAACAUGUUUGGAAAUGUUCGGAUGCACAUGGUGGUAUAAGGCGUGAUCGCGGGCGAAUCUUGAACAUCUCGACAAAGGUAGAUCGGGUAAGUGCACCCCGUACCUGGGUCCCUGGUCAACGCGUGAAGAUAUGGUGGCACUAA
Botrytis porri is the source of this 1551-nucleotide messenger RNA. RefSeq lists its product as uncharacterized. The record is from RefSeq and is a predicted model, not a curated record. NCBI's taxonomy places the organism in Eukaryota, Fungi, Ascomycota, Leotiomycetes, Helotiales, Sclerotiniaceae. The transcript is spliced from 2 exons. Bases 1 to 1551 code for a protein of 516 amino acids.